CAAGUUCCGCAACUCCGAAGCUAGCCACUCGCAGGCUCACUCUACACUUGUAUCUUGGAUCACAUACGCUCUCAUUUCUUUCUGGGGAAUUCUCCCGUAGCCACAUCUAUCCUUACAAUAAUCUGUUCAUCUUUGCUUCCCAGCCUCGGUGUGCGAAUUCCGCCCGCCUCAUCAUCACCGUCAUUAGCUGCUAUCCGAACCAUCUGUACACGACCCUAUCUCACUCUAGCGCUCCCUCAGGCCACCCCUGAUACAUAAUGUCUUCGUUCGCGAGUCUCAUGAAGAAAGCGGCCGCAGUGGCUGAGAAAUCUUCCAAAGAAGCGGCCGUCAUUCUAGCUCAGCGUGAAGAGGAAAAACGUAAAGCACGUCUUGAGCAAGAACGGCGGGAAGCCAAGGAACGGGAAUUGCGUCGUCUAUUAAUCCUGCGUGAGGCCGAGGCUCGCAAGAAGGCCGAACAAGAUGAGCAACGCAAGCGAGAAGAAACAGCACAGAAAGAGAAAGAAAAGUUGCUCAAACCUUCUUCUCCGUCCUCUGUCCUGUUGGCUCGCAAAGCCACUCUGAAUGACAAAUCAAGAUCAUCAUCGCCCAGAACUACACACCUCACACCUUCGUCUUCGUCUCAUGCGCUUACACGCGAGGAGAAGCGCGCCUUGGCAGACCCCUUGCUCCGUGAAAAAGUAUUGAAGUCCCGGUCUAGCGGCAGCGGUUCGAAGAAGUAUGGUGCCCGUCUCCCUGGAGGUGCGAUCAACCGCAAAUCGACCGCUUCAUCAUCCCAGCCAGCUGGGACGUCCGCGCGAGCUCGGAUCGCAGCAGAUUUUCAAACUCUGACACCCCUUAAUACCGUAAGGAGGGAUUUACGGAGUAUUGAUGAAAUUACUCGUGACUUGGAGAAUCGCCGCUUCGGCGCGUCAGUAGAGAAAGUGGAACUCGUUGGACCAGAUGCGACACAUUUCACGGAUUGGUUCAGCAAGUCUAAAAAGGAGCGGGAAAAGGAGGCCGCAGAGGAACGUCAGCGAGACGAAGAAGAGGAGAAGGCGGAGAAAGCUCGAAGAGCAGAUCAAUCACAGUCGCAACCACAACCGAAGAAACCGGUUCUACCAUCUGGAAAAUCAUUGACCCCAAAAUCCAGCACGCCACAGCCGCCACCAAAAUCUGCUCAUACAGCGUCGAGUCGGCUACCCACAAAAUUGCAGAUCACUGCAACAGCUACUCCUUCCAAGUCGCUUCCGCAGUUAUCGUCCCCGAAGAGCAAGGCUUAUGCAAUGAACGCUGCCAAUGCGGGUCGGUAUGGAAUGCCCGGUGGUGCACGCACCCAGGAACCGCAAUCCACCAGACCAAGGACCGAAAAAUCUGCAUCUCCUAAACGGUCUCGUCCUGCCUCACAGUCUGAUUCCGAAGACUCCGAGGUGAACCUCGAUCACUCUCGGCCCUUGCAUCCGGCUAAGCGGAAGAAGACUCACUGUGGGGACGAUGAUGGUGGUUAUGUCGUUGGCUCAAUAGCUGCAAUGUUUGGGCGUGAUUUGCGGCGGGAUGCGGCUCGGGACUAUGAAUCUGAAGACGAUCACGACGAUUACGAUGGCCCAAGGGAUUAUGCUGCUAUAGAGAGAGAGGAACGAAAGAGUGCAAAACUCGCAAGGAUGGAAGAUGCUCAGGCGGAAGAGGAGGAAAAGCGACGAGAGGCGGAAAAGAAGAGGAGGAGGCUUCAGAAACUCAAGGAACUUCAAAGAAAUAAGGAUUGAGGGACAUUUUCGUUGGUUGACAUACGUUUCACCAUGCAUCUUCCCACAUAAUUACGCAUUUUACAGCAUUUAUUCUGAACACACUCGCUUUUGGACAUUAAGAAUUACGGGCUGCAUUUGUAUUUGUAUAUACAGGCAAUUAGACGACAACAGAAAGCAUGUUACUACACUGUGACUUUACAACAUCAUGUUUUCGC
Molecule: messenger RNA, 1936 nt
Organism: Cantharellus anzutake
Lineage: Eukaryota; Fungi; Basidiomycota; Agaricomycetes; Cantharellales; Hydnaceae
Exons: 4
Coding region: 258-1739 (493 amino acids)
Source: RefSeq, a predicted model, not a curated record